Molecule: messenger RNA, 3066 nt
Organism: Echinococcus granulosus
Lineage: Eukaryota; Metazoa; Platyhelminthes; Cestoda; Cyclophyllidea; Taeniidae
Exons: 12
Coding region: 1-3066 (1021 amino acids)
Biological process (GO): nuclear-transcribed mRNA catabolic process, nonsense-mediated decay
Source: RefSeq, a predicted model, not a curated record
AUGUCGUCAUACUGUGGUGGUCGCUUUACUGUGCCUCCGGGUUUCGAUUUUAAACAUAGUUUGUAUCCUACUUUGGAGCAACUUUUGCGGUCACUUCCACUUCCGCGCUAUUGCAUUUCCAUUGGGCGACUGAUGGCACCACGACUUUUGUUUGUCUUCAAGCUGCCACCCACAAUCAUUGCCAGAAAAAUUGCCAAUGACGAAAACGCAUUACUUGACUUUGAAAAGAACCUCUCGUACGAAAUAUUCAAUGUCUUCUAUGAGAGCGGAUUGCUUGAAGGCAACUCGGCGGAGAACAGAUUGUUUGACUUAAUGGGUUACAAUUACGUGCGUGUCCUCCUGCCUGAUGGAACUGAAUCACUGGGGGACCUUUCAGAAUCCCACGGUCGGUUCGACAAGGGUGACUUGGCCCAGAAGCUGCUGGAGACGCUGGUUUUAGCCACCGGAGUUACUUCCCUUCUGGAAGGCUUGGAUCUCACUAAGGAUCGUCGGGUGUUGCCUCCCACUGCCCUCUACCCGCCGCCUGGUGGACCCGAUGAUCGGAGCUUUUCUGCCUUCCUUCAGUGCCAUCUCACCGCCCUCUUUGACGAUCCAUUUCGUGGAGAUCAUUCGGACAACUAUACACCCUAUACAUUCGAACUGCCCACCUGUAAAGGGUGGUUUACUACGUGUUACAAGUUAUACACCAGCCUGUUCGAUGGGAAUGAGUCUAGUCCAUCUCCUUUGUUGGAGGACGGUACGGAUCCCUGCCUAGGUCGUCAGUGGCACCAACUCUUCCCCUUUAACGAAGAUUCCGACGCUACUGCGGUCACACUCUUCUCCACUCAAUCUCAACUCGAUCGUCGACUCUCUAGUACUCGAUGCGAGAUUGCUCUAACCGCUGCUGAAGCUCACUACCGACAGGACCUACCGGUCCACUAUUCCAGGACCUUCCAUCUGGCAAAGGUAGUAUCAUCGUACAACGUUUUCCUGCGCCUGGCACGUGGGCCUUGCGUCAUCCCCACCCUGGACCGACUGACUCGACGCCUGGCCCGCCUCUAUCUGGCCGGCCGCGUGGGCUGUCCAGCGGUACUGGUAUCGGGUGCGGUUUGUCGUCAGGAGCUGCACACCUUGCCCGAACGGUUCCCAGGCGUCGCCAAAGCUCUCUGUUUGCUGGAAUCACAGCCGAGGGCGGAUACCGCCAACGACAGCAAUGACACCGCUAGCGAGCCUGGCGGCGAAGAAUUGAUGGCCAUGCGCCUCAUCAAGCAGAUGAAGUUGGCGCUGGAUGCGGGUGCAUUAGCGUCUGGUAAGACGAGCCUGAUGAAAAGCCGGCACGUCUGCGAUGCUAUUUUCUCCGAUUGCUUGCAGGACGUUCCUCUUGGUCUUAUGGGACGCUGGCGGUACGCAUGGAUCGAGGCUGCUGUGGAGGUGAUAGAGAAGCAGAAAAAGCACCUGCACGCCACCGAUGCAAGCACUUCUGGUAAGGUCUCAAGCUUCCACCACCUCUCCGUAAUGCCACACCGCUCAGACCGACGUUACAUCAGUUACUGCAACUGCGGUCGACUGCAAGCUCUACGGCCCGAUCCCUUCGACUAUCAAGAGGCCAAUUGGGAGUUUUAUAAUGCUCUCGAGCUGGUCUGCUGCAACAAGGUCAACGGGAUUCCAUUGGCGCCCCUGAUCUUGAGCAGCUCAGUGCACAACUUUUGUACACAUUUGAAGGAAAAAAGUGUGGAGGAGAUCGAGCAACCGAAUUCGCCAUUAAAAAUGACCUUUUCUGACUUGUCCCAGCGUAACAGUUGUCGAGCCGUUCAAUCAUACGGUGAGGACGAUGCAACAGCUGCCCAUUUCACUUGUGAAUCAAACUUACAUCAAGAUUCCGACAUCGACGAAUCUAUCACGUCUUCCAACGCCCCCGUUCCAGCCUCCAAUUAUACCAGUACGGACAGUAUGUCACAACUUUCAGCUCGCAAACUGCUCACCAAAACUCGUCGAACCAAACUUAAUGCCUCAAACAUGUCAGCAGACUAUGGUGAAGAAGAAAAAGAGGGAGUGGAAGAUCCGAACAGUGGCGACGCCAUCGCUAGUAGCCUCAGCGACGAGUCUUUCGAGGCGUUUGAUGUUGCUGUAAAGGAGAAGCAGUGCAUCCCAGUCACCUUUUUCUCUGGUAUGCCUGUGCUCGGUCAGCCCAUCGGGACCAUGCCUCUAUAUCCUUCUUGGGCUGUCCACGCACUGGGAAAGUACUUCAGCUACUCUCAUUCAUCUGGAAUGGCCCUUCCCGGAUUUCUACGUGGGAGUCACUUCCUCCUUCCCUGGGAUGUCCAACUCUCCCGUCCUGCAUCACUUUCCGGCACCCCGUCAAAGACUCGAGUAGGACGUCCGCGUGACUCGGACACCGUUAAACUCUUCCUCGGCUUCGAGAUGGAGUGUCCAAUGGGCCAUCGCUUUUUCCUCGCUGGUCCGGAUCGUCCGAUGACAGGAACCAUGCAGGGCGGCGACGUGCGACGCUCUGUUUCCAGUCUUCUCUCCUGCGAUCUUCCACUCUAUCUACCCUGUCGUUGUUCGCCCACAGCUGGCGGAGCGAAAGCGGAGAGCACUGGAACGGCAGGGCCAGAAAUGAUGGAGACGCUGGAGGAAGUGGAUGGGAAGGAGAGAGAAAGUCCUGGAAGUAGCAGCGGAGGUGAUGACGGAACGACGUGGGCUCAACUGAUGCGCAUAUAUGUAGCCAUUCCCAGCGUCGCCAUUCGCGUUCGCUUUGCACCGAUGGUUAGACCCGGUCCGAUGGACUCUAACACCCCCAUCUUCCAUCUCGGUCCAACUCUUGAUCAAGAGAUUGAUGCUAAUAAUGCAAACCUCAAGACCUCCGCCUUGCAUGGCUCUCGAACUUUGAGUGAUGGGAAGCCAAAAACACAAAUUAGCUCAGGUGGUGAUCCAGGCUAUGUUUACUUAGAAAACGGAAAUAUUUGGGUCGCAAGAUUGCCGUUUGCAUAUCAGGAUGGCGAUACAAUCUACCGAAGGCCACAAGAUCUUAAAAAAAUCAGCGAGUGUUGCCUCAUUCGAGGUAGCCUAUUGGUGGAAGAACUAUAA